AUGCUGUCUUGCACCACACUCAGGCCGCUGGUUCCGGCGGUGGCGUCGCCGUCGCCAGCGCACAUCACCGCCUGCUCCUCGCCCGCGGCGGGGCGGCGUGCGCCGGCGGCGGUGGUGGUGCGCGCGGUGCGGAACUACGACUCCAUCCCGAAGCGGGAGCCCUUCAGCUCCAGCCGCAGCAUCCUCGACGAGUUCCUCCGGCAGGACAAGCCCCUCGUCCAGCGCACCAAGGACCAGAUCACAGAUUAUUGCACGACCACUGAAGGUGAUGAAUGUUGCAGCUGUUGGGAUGCUUACUUUGAACUGAAUAAACUUGAGCAAGAGCUGCCCAAAGAGGAAAUCUCAAGGAUGGUGAAGGACUCAGAGGGUGACGUGAGGUACCUGAUUCAGAGCAUCCAUCACCGCUCAGAUUUGCGGAAGAAGGUGGCAGAGAAAGCUCAUAAUUCAGUACCAUCAAGCUCCCUGGGGCAAACUGCAAAGCCAAGGCCAUUCCCUGUGCCUGAUGGGAUACCGAAAACGCAGGAAGAGCUCGCCGAAGAAGAGGAGGCGUUGAUGCCGGAGUCUCCAUAUACAAGGUUGCUGAGAAGGAUGGGUAGAUACCCUGAUUGGUACACACCACGCCCUGAUCAUGAAACUGACUGA
Miscanthus lutarioriparius is the source of this 642-nucleotide messenger RNA. The record is from the annotation of a GenBank genome assembly. NCBI's taxonomy places the organism in Eukaryota, Viridiplantae, Streptophyta, Magnoliopsida, Poales, Poaceae.